CAACAACAACCCUCAAUCUCAUCCUCGUCCACCACCACAACCACACCACCACACCCCCAAUUGAAUACAAAUCAACACAAUGACCUCCCCAGAAAAUACCAACAAACCUCCCAUAAUCCUCCUCAAAACCAAAUCCACCCCGCACGACAACUACUCCGACUACUUCCACCACCCCACCAGCAACUACACACCCACCUUCAUCCCAGUCCUCUCACACAACUUCCACACCGAGAGACUACGCUCCAUCCGCGAGCUCUUCACAUCCGGCCAAUUACUCCCUUCUCAGAAGAAUAAUGACCGAAAAUACGGCGGCUUAAUCUUCACCAGCCAGCGCGCAGUCGAAGGCUUCGGGAGAGUCCUUGCUGAACUUGACGAUGACAUCUCAGCACUAACCACAUUAAAAACCUCCUCCCAAAACCUCCCCAUCUACACCGUCGGACCCGCAACAUCCCGCUCCCUCACGACCAUCGUUGACAAAUACCUACCGCACGCGAGCAUCCACGGCGCAGAUACAGGGAAUGGAGAGGCGUUAGCGAAGUAUAUUCUCGAACACUAUAAUUCUCUUUAUACUACGACGUCGUCGUCAUCAUCAAAUCCCAAUGGGGAUGAUGUAUACAAGCCACCGUUACUUUUCCUCGUCGGCGAACAACGACGGGAUAUUAUCCCGCGGACACUAACAAAUCCUGAUCUCCCUCCCGGGGAGUAUGUUGGUGUGGAUGAGGUGGUUGUGUAUGAGACGGGGGUGAUGGAGGGGUUUGAGGAGAGUUUUAGGGGGGUGGUUGAGAGGGAGAGGGAGGUUAUGAGGAAUAAUGAUAAUACUGGGGAGGAGGGGGAGGAGGGGAAAGGGAGGGUGGUGUGGACGGUGGUGUUUUCGCCGACGGGGUGUGAGGGGAUGUUGAGGGGGUUGGGGUAUUUGGGUAAUGAGGAUGGUAGUGGUUGUGGUUGGGGGAAGGUGGAUGGGGAUGGGGAGAGGAGGAGGUUCUUUGUUGCGACGAUUGGGCCGACGACGAGGGAUUAUUUGAGGAGGGAGUUUGGGUUCGAGGCGGAUGUUUGUGCGGAGAGGCCGAGUCCUGAGGGGGUGGGGGAGGGGAUUGAGAGGUUUAUGAGGGAGAUGAAGACUUCCUCUUAG
Molecule: messenger RNA, 1129 nt
Organism: Aspergillus neoniger CBS 115656
Lineage: Eukaryota; Fungi; Ascomycota; Eurotiomycetes; Eurotiales; Aspergillaceae
Product: uroporphyrinogen-III synthase HEM4
Exons: 2
Coding region: 80-1129 (349 amino acids)
Biological process (GO): uroporphyrinogen III biosynthetic process
Molecular function (GO): uroporphyrinogen-III synthase activity
Source: RefSeq, a predicted model, not a curated record